Ictalurus furcatus (blue catfish) is the source of this 15276-nucleotide messenger RNA. RefSeq names its product TSC complex subunit 1b (gene tsc1b). The transcript has 21 exons. Lineage: Eukaryota; Metazoa; Chordata; Actinopteri; Siluriformes; Ictaluridae. The record is from RefSeq and is a predicted model, not a curated record. Gene Ontology annotation, cellular component: TSC1-TSC2 complex. The coding region runs from base 4528 to 8115 and encodes 1195 amino acids. Gene Ontology annotation, biological process: negative regulation of cell population proliferation; negative regulation of TOR signaling; regulation of cell cycle.
AGGCUUUAUUUAUUGCUGUAUUGGGGUUUUGUGGUGUUAAGCAGCAUGUUAUGAGGUAAUAUAAAUAUUUUAUUUGUGUCGCAACGUUUGUUUUAUUUGCAAUGUGCAUUUAGCUGGCGUUUAAUUAUCUCAAAACCAGUCAAUACUGCUGCUGCUUGCUUGGGACUGAGGCUGAAUCUCAAACGACUCAUUCUUAGUUGGGUAGUCCACUAGUUCGAGUAGAGAAGACGUUGUUAUACGUUAUGUAGUGCACAUAUAUAGGGAAUAGCGAGUAAUUUGGUAUCAGACAGAGAGAAAUAACAGCUAGCUAGUGGCUCUCAUUGAUUUUUAUAAAUCUGGCUGGUUAGUCGAAUAAGAGAAAAAUGGCACAUGCCAAUGCGAGUGGUUAAAACAAAUCAUCUGUGUGGGUUUAUUUGAAAUAAUUUGCAAUCGUUUAUUUUUCAUUUAGUUAAUGUCUCUAAACUGGGUAUUGUUCUCGUGGGUUGUUUACGCCCCGUUGGUGCUAGCUGCUACAGUCAGCAAGCUUUAGCUAGCAAAAAACAUGCCAUUUCUUUUCAUCUAAAUGCUUUUCAGUAAACUACAAAUGCAAAGACUUUAUAAAUAACGAGAAUUAAUGUUGACCUCUUAACAGGACGCUUUAUUUGCAGCCUAAAAUGUGCAUCAUGCAAAACAACUGUAAUGGCUUUUAAGGAGUGACUCUGAGCAGAACUGCAGUUUUGGACUAUCAGCAAUUUAACUGGAUCUCUGAGAUGGAGUCGUUUUCUCCACCUGACUGUGAGAUCGUAUCAGCUGUUUUGAAUGAAACUUGCAUUUGAGCUUAAAAGAAAAGUCCAUGCUUGGAUGGCUUUCAUAACUACUUUUAAUAACGAACACAGGAUGUUUACAUUUAUGGCAUUUGGCAGAUGCCCGUAUCCAGUUUUAUACAACUGAGCAGUUGAUGGUUAAGGGCCCAACAAUGGUGGCUUGGCGGUGCUGGGGUUAGAACUCAAAACCUUCCUAUCAGUAGCCCAACUUCUUAACCACUGAGCUUUUCUGCAUUACCUGCAAUGCCGUUGUACUCUCUGUUAAUAGAUUCAUCUCUACCUGAAGAGUGAUGCAGCAGUGCUUUAGUCUGUCCAGCUCUGUCACAUGCUCAUUCUGAAGCACAUACUUUCAUGCUAACACUAUCAACACCACGCGCUCGUCAUCUCCUCUCAUGGUCACCUUGGUGAUCUAGCUGAGCUGAAUCUCUGCCGUAAGUCAAAGCAAAAUUCUGUCGUGUAGCUGGGUUGCAUUUUGUAACCCGGAGUCUCACGUUUGGAUCGAGCUGUUGCUGGAAACCGGUGAGUGAAGUUGUUAUUGGAGGUAACCGUGAAACAUGACCUUUUAUAUUAUACCUCAUAUUCAAUAUCGCUGAAUUUUGUUCUCCUGUUAAACGCUAUCAUAACUGUGCCCAGCGGUGUCCCUUUGUGACGUCAGAGUGUCAGAAACCUGAUAACUUCUCACAGGAAUAAUGAGUGUGGCACCGACCGGCACAUUAGCAUCAGAAUCACUAACCAUGUGAUUUAUUUCUACAUAAACAUAUUUGAUGUGUUUCAAAGUGGAGUUUUCCUUUAACUUCCACUCGGGGCUCUCCGGACUCUCGCUCGCUGGAAACCGUAAUGCAAUUUUUUUUAUUGCGUCUGAUGCACAGUUCGGUUCACUGGGGAUUACGCUGUGAUCAUCCAGGUCUGUCUGGCGCUAUAACAUCUUGGCAUGUUAAGCCUCCUGAAUGGAAACUGAGACUCUCUAAAAUGUGCGUCUGCAAACGGUGUUAAAUGACUGAAUAGCUCAAAUAGGUGAAUUUUGGAUUUUCAUGCUGAAUGCAUGUAAGUGUUUAGAGCAAUGUAAAAAAAAAUGUCCUUAUCUUUAGGUGAACUUUAAUAUAAGGCAGUCUGUACUGAUGUAGUUAACCUAUUUGGUGUCGUGGCUGGGUGAUAUUUUGUUGAAUUUGCUGUAUGAGUAUCAUGAGUUGUCUACUCAGUGCAUGUCGCUUUAUUUUUACUCGCUGAAUGAAGCCGUGGAUCAGUGUUAAAAUCUGUUUUUUGUACUAAUUUGACUUGUAAAUACUGGAUAAAACAGAUCUCUGAGCUUUGGUUUGUCAUAAUAUGGCUCCACUAUAUUGUUGGUGCUUUGUUACCAAAUUCUCAGCAAAACUAAAUAUUGUGCAUGGUCAGAAUGGCUUCAGUGCUGCUUGUUUGAGAAUUUCUCCUAGAUGUACACUACUGGUCAAACGUUUAGACACUCGACUGAAAUGUUUCUCGUGAUCUUAAACCUUUUGAUUUGAAGGUGUAUGAUUUGAAUGUUUGAAAUCUGUGUCGUAGACAGAAAUAUCAUUGUGCCUACAUGUUCAUUUCUUUCAUUAGAAAACUAACAUCUUAUUUACAAAAAUAUUGAGGGUUUUUUUUUUCUUCCUUUUUUUUAAAAAGCGAAAUAUUCCGAACAAGUAGUCGAUAAGCAUCCAGUGUAGGUGGGAACUCCUUUUAAUACUGUUUAAAAGGCAUCUCGGGGCGGGGGGGGAUUCCUCAAGAAAUCGAGUGAGAAAAUGCCAAGAAUACAUUUCUGGAAAUUCUCUGCGAAAAGGAUGUCUACUUUGAAGAUGGUAAAAUAUUUAAAAAAAAAAAAAUAAAUUUUUUUUUUUUUUUUUUUUUUUUAAUGACAGCAUAAUUCCUAUAGUUCCAGUUGUUAUUCCAGAGUUUUGAUCACUUUAUUAUAAUUAUUCUAAAAGAGUGAGUGUGUUUUAAACUUUUGACCAGUAGUGUAGUGUUGAUACUGGACACACUUUCCGGUUCACUUUCUAGCAGUACACUGGCAGACAUUUUCAAUCAGUAUAAACAAAUGAAUUUUCUUUGUGUUUUAUAUUUUAUUUUAUUGCUGCAAGUCUGUUAUAAGAUUCGUCAGGACACUGUUGGGUUUCUGUUUGUAGAGUAUUGUGGCUAAUUGCUGGAGAGCAGGGAAAUGGGAGAGGUGUGAACCACCUGCUAGGCGAACAGUUCACCCCUCUCCACAAUGACAUUGGUACAGAGAUAAUACAGACAGCACAAGGGUACGUUUACACGAAGAACAUGUACUAAAAACAGAAAAGGGUUUUUCUUUUGUGUUUUUCAAAAGUUUUGCGUACAGAUGACAAUGUUGUCAAAAACGAUCCCCGUUCACACUGAUCUGUGAAAACGACUAAAAACGCCUAAAAACGCCAUAUUAUGCAGGCUUUUGACGUGCGGAAGUUUUCUUUCCAUUUACGCUUGUCAAUGCUUUGAUAAUUUUCCCACCAGGUGCUUGUCCUCCCAGGUCUUACCCAAAUGCACCUUUUGUAUACCCUUUGUCGGUGUACAUGUGGGUUAAUAAUUUGCUGUAUGGAGCAAGUGGAUACAAGUUGUGUCCUGUGUUCAGAGGGUGUGAUGCAGUCUGACGUAAAGUUGUUACUGUUACCUCCUGAAGUUGAUUUUAUUUUCCAAUAAUCGCACGUCCUGAAGCGUUUGACUCCUCUCUUGCUACAACAAGCAAUUUGGCAACUUCUUAAAAAUGUAUUACUUAUGAAUGACACACCAUAUUUUAUCUGCUCAUAGUUACAUUUAAUGUUGUGGAACGUCCACAAGUCAAGUUAGUCACCAGUCACUUUUUCUCUUUCUUUUUUGGUCAAAAAAAAAAAAAGCUGUUUGUUACUGAUAAACGACAAAGUGCAAACUCCUCUGUCCUGAGGACUUUAUUACCAUGGUGGAAAACAUUUCCUUCUGCCUCGCACUGGAGACUCCUUCUAUAAAUGUAAUUUGUCACUAUAGACGCAAUAAUGUAUUAGAAUGAGCACAUGUUAAAAUAAACCUGUGAUCUGAAGUACAGUCUGUGCUGCUGAUAUAGAAAAGUAAUCAACACCUUCAACAGCAGUGUGCUAUAAUGUGAUAAAUUAUGCCAUGAUAUGCUUUUUAAAAAAAAUUAAUUUUAUUUUUAAGACAUCACUGGUAGCUGAUUGGCCGUUUAUUGCUUAAUGGCCGUUUCAUUUCUACCCAUAUUGCAUGUAAUAAGCUAUUUUAUUUAUUUAGAUGUUAAACUGUAACAUUAUUAAAACUAGCUUUUCAGUUUUUAUUUAUUUAUUUUUAAAAAGUUUAGUUUUAGUAUUCGCCUCUAUUUUUAGUGAGGGGGGAAAAAUGUCGAGUGUCUAUUUGAGUCUGUUUAUGAUAAGAAUCAACAGGUGACAAUAUUUGCAUUUUCAGUAUCUCAUUUCAGUAAUCUUGGAACCAAUGACAACCCAUUGUCUUUUUUUUUUUUUUUUUUUUUUUUGUUUUGUUUUGUUUACACCAGUGGUGUUGGUACACAGAAAUACUCAUUGACUAGCUGGACUUCAAAUAUCUAGUGGUGUUUGCGAAUUAAAAAAAGCCAGUAAAGGUGCCUGUGUGUGCAGUGGUGCCUGGAGACGCGUCGGUGGGCGGCCCAGGAACCCUGACUGCAGGCAGAGAGUGACAUCUGAAAGCCCCUCCCAUCCACCUUGGCCACGCCCUCUACACCACCACCACCAUGGCCAGGGAACAGCUCAACGUAGGUGAUCUGCUCCCCCUUUUGGAGACCUCUGAUCUCCAACAGCUUGAGGAAAUCAAGGGUCUCAUCAACGAACACCUCACUACAGAGCGAGGGUCGGUGCUCCUGAAUGGCUUGGUGGAUUAUUUCCUGGAGACCAACUCAAGUCCAGCACUGCACAUACUGUGUUCGGUGAGGGAGCCACAUGACAAGCACCUUUUUGAUAAGAUGAAUGAGUGUAUGGCUAAGGCAGCAUGUCGUCUGCCUACCCUCAACCUCCUGGGCCAUGUGGUGCGCAAACAGCCGUCCUGGAUUCACAAGAUCGCCCGCAACCCUCUGCUACUCUCGCUGCUCAAGUGUCUCAAGAUGGACACAGAUGUUGUGGUUCUCAUAACUGGAGUGUUGGUGCUUGUCACCCUUUUACCCAUGAUCCCUCAGGCAGGGAAGCAACAUCUGUAUGAGUUUUUUGAUGUUUUUGGACGUCUGGCUGCCUGGAACCUAAGGAACCCAGGCCACGUUUCAGAGGUGUUCCUGAUCCACUUGCAUGCCAGUGUCUACUCACUCUUCCACCGGCUGUACGGCAUGUACCCCUGCAACUUCAUCUCCUACCUGCGCUCUCAUUACAGCAUGAAGGAGCACAUGGACACGUUCGAGGAGGUGGUUAAGCCAAUGAUGGAACAUGUCCGCAUACACCCUGAAUUAGUGACUGGAACGAAGGACCAUGAGCUGGACCCUACCAGAUGGAAGAGGUUUGAGAUCCAUGACAUUGUGAUUGAAUGUGCCAAAGUGUCUCUGGACCCUCGGGAGGCGUCCUGUGAAGAGGGCUAUGCUACCCUGCCUGAGCACUUCUGUGCCAACCUGCACAUGCGUGCCCCUGAUUGCACUGCCAGUCCCUACACUGACCUGCACAACAGCUACGGAAGUUCAUCCUCCAAUCCUUUUUCCACACCGCGGCAGUCUGCCUUUCCUCCUCUGCCCCUGCCCUCUCUCUCAGGGACACAGUUGGCUCAUCGCAGUCCCCCCAGCACCGACCAGCCGAGCUCUACGUGUGAAUUUAAUUUCAUCUAUGGUGUUAAGGACACUCUCUGGAGCCCGUCUUCCCUCUGUGGGAUGGCCACCCCGCCUUCCUCAAGAGGAAUGUCACCGAACCCCGAGCUAUCUCAGAGUGCCUUUCACUUACCUGGUCGCUUUUACAGCACACCAGGAGGUGGUAAAGGAACCCCUUGUUCCAGCACUCCAGCAACAUCGUCUCCUCCUCCCAGCCUCUCGGACGAGCUAUCUUCUGCCUCCUUAACCUACAGUACACCUAGCCUGCAGUGGAAGGAUGGUAGACUUGUAGACCCCACCAAACCUCCCCUGCUGAGGCAGGAGCAAAUCAGAGAUCUUGAGAAAUCAGGGGGUGACGUGACCAAUCACAGAGAUGGUGGGGCUAAGAACAUGUCCAUGACACUGACGGAGUUAUCUGUCUACAUGAAUGAGCAGGAGCCACUGCGGUUGGGCAAGGAGAGGGAGGAGGCUGCUAUCACAGAGGAGCUGAUGAAGCUGACCGAGGAGAAGCGCGACACAUCUGGCGCACGUGGCUCAGACUCGCCCUUCUUCCACACCACAGAGACUCUCACUGGUGCCCAAGAGAAGCCCCCACCAGCAAUUAUCCACCACCGUGACCCCCACCAUGCUGUUUCCACGCCUGAUAAGAUCGACAUGCGGGCCUGGUGCAAAGGUCCAGUCAGCCGUACUGCGUCCCUGGAGCAAUCGUGGUCCUUCCAGCCGCUCUUCACCCCAAUAGAACUACGGCACCACAGCCCCAGCGCAGAAGAAGAAGCUCUGAAAAAUACACCACACUCGCCCAGCCCGGGCACUGCACCCUCAUCACUGCCUUACGAGGCUCUCUUUGACCUGGCACUGCCCCGCGCCACUUCCUUGUUCAUGAACCGCAGGAGCUCAGAGGCACUGGAGAGAGUGGCGAUGCAAGGCAUGGUGGAUGAAGGUCAUGGAGUGACAUCAGCAUCUCCUCUAGAGGUGCUUGAUCGCCUGGUGCAGCAAGGCAAAGAUUCUCAUGACAGGGCGCUGAAGAGAUUGCCUCUGCCAAGCAAGUCAGCUGACUGGACUCACUUUGGAGGCUCUGCACCUCUGGAUGAACUGCAGACGCUGCGCAGUCAGCUGCUGUUGCUACAUAACCAGCUGCUGUAUGAGCGUUAUAAGCGUGAGCAGCAUGCUGUGCGAAACCGCCGCCUGCUGCGCAGAAUCAUCAAUGCCACCGCACUGGAGGAACAGAAUAACGCAAUGAAGGAUCAGCUGAACCUGCACUGCGUGGAUAUCACGUCUCUGCGUGAGAGCCUAAACAUGGAACAGCAGCGCUACAGGCAGCUCUGGGAUGAACGGGAGACUGUGGUAACGAGCCUGCACGGUCAGGUCCGCCAACUUCAGCGUGAUCGCGAUGACUACUACACCAAAUACCAGGAGUUGCAAAGUAAGAUGCAGGAGUGCAAGAAGAGGAUGGGGGAAAUGGAGGCUGAGCUCCAGAAGGCGAAUAACAGGGUGUGUCAUACGGGGCACCAGCUGAAUCAGCUCACUGCCAAGUUGUCCACGAGCGAGAGCACACAGCAGCAGUUGAGCUUCAUGAGCAGACAGUUGCUGCUGUUGGGGGAAGCCCAUAAACUGUGUGUGCAAGAGCUUCAACAAGCAGGCCCAGACCUCAGCAAGGAGGUGCAGAUGGUGCAGGUGUCCUCGCUGAAGGAGGUGGAGCGGCUGAAGCAGAAUCUGCUACUACAGUGCCAGAAGCUGGAUGCGGCACAGCAGAGAGUGGCUGAGCUGGAGACGCAACUGUCCAAGAAAGAGCACCUCAUCGCAGAGCAGAAGAAGUUCCUGGAGGAUGUUAAGGGACAGGCUAAGGAGGAGCUAAAGGCUUCUGAAAGUAGGUACCAAGCACAGAGGCGUGUGACUCAGGCCCUGCAGAUGGAGCUGUUGCAGGUCUACAGCAGGCUGGAGAUGGAGGCUCCCGUUGCCACCGCUGCAGCUUCAUCAGCAGCAGAUGCCGCAGAGCGCUGCUGUUCCACACAGACCAGUGUGGUGGCAUCAGGUAGACCAAUGAAAACAGCCUCUAAAGAGUGUGGUAAGUCAUCACCGCAUAGGAACGGCUUCUCAUCGAGUCAAGCCAAAGCCGGCUCCACUGCCCCGAUGUCUAAAUCCUUAACCGGCAGCCGAGAAACACCCCCACCCAUGCUGGUGGAACCGCCCCCUGCAUGCCCUGUGGUGCCCUCUAACACCCCCUCCCUCACCGUCGGCUCCUACCCCAGUGCCAAGAGCUUCCUGGGCAUGCGGGCACGGGAACUCUUCCGCAACAAGAGCGAGAGUCAGUGUGAUGAUUACACUCCCCGCCCACAGCUCACCGGUCUAUCACAAGGCCUGAAGACUGAGCUCUGUGUGGAGUCUUCAGUAAAGACUACCGUAAAGACAGGCCCUGCCUCCAGCAUGGCUGCUAAAGAGCCUGAUGUCUUACAGAGAGCAUCAAAACGGGAAACAGGAUGGCCCAUACAGCAACAGCUACAUAUCAUGGACUAUAAUGAAACUCAUCAGGAGCACAGCUAGAGAGAGGAAAGCUAGUAGAUGAAGGAAGCUGCAAACUGACAUCAGAUUACGCAGGACUCUUUUUGAUUUCAGUGUUCAUCCCGUUUCUUCAAGUGGACAACAGGAUUUGGAACUUUAAGCUCGUGUUUCUCGUCUCCAAACUGGAUUGGGACCCGAACUCAAGUGUCUUCCUGUGUGGAGAUAAAACCUGUCUUCAUUUUCUCCCUCGUUUUCAGUCUUGCAUCAAACGACCAGUAUCAUUAAUGAGUGCCAGUCCGUAGUGCAGCGUCGAGUGGAGUGAUUUUGGGGUUACGAGUGCCUCCACAGUGGGAUGGUGAGGAGAACGAUUGGCCUUCUUGUGUCAAGGAGGAGCAAGUGUGUUCUUGACCCCUUAAAGAACUUGCCCAGAAACCAGCUGAAAUCAUGCAUAUCGCAUGUGUGAAAGAAGGAGAGAAAUACGAAGUUUUUUUUAAACCUUUUUUUUUUAUUACUAGAGUUUUAAAAUUAUUUAUUUUUUCUUUUUUCUCUAUGAUGUAUUAACAUCCAUGAAAAGCGAGAAAUGAAGCCCACAAAUUUUAACAAGUUAAAAGCAAUGCCAUUUCAGCCAAGACCGUACCCAUAUGUCUUAGUGUCAUGUAGAGCUUUUCCACAACACAGCAAGGUAAAUUAACCAAGUGUCAACUUUACAUUGUGAAGUACCCAUGCUGAAUAGUUACCCUUCUUGCCCAGAUACCAUUUGUUUCGAGACCCCUGAUUGGCCUGAACAGAACUGGUCACAGAAUUUUCCUGAUAAUGUGUCUAUAGUCACUUUCCAAUAGCCAAAUUCUCUUUCUCUCCUUUUUUUUUUUUUUUUUUUUUUUUUUUUUUUUUUUUUUUUUUAAAACAUUUUUUAAAAUCAAUUUAGGAUCUGUUAUGUCACUAUGUCUGCCCACUACACAGUGUACAAAACAAUGAUGUCAUGCACUCCAUGCACAAAAGGGAGCCAUUUGAGAUUUUGCCAUAGAAAAUGUAUUACUCCUUGCAACAUCUGAUAACAUUUGCACACAACAUGCUCUUUUUUAUUUUUUAUUUUUUUUUUUUAUUUUUUUUUUUUAAACAUGAUAAUUUUGGCACACUUGGCUUUGUUUGGGUGGCCCAUUACAAUAUCUUAUCUUAUACACAGUUUUGAGGGAGACAAGUGACCUUGCAACACAUCUUGACGACAAAUGAGAUACCAGAAAGUGAAUGUGAAUUUUAAUUAGUUUUUUUUUUAUUGAACGGUACCAAUCGCCCGAACCUGCAAAAUAUCUUGUACACAUGGUUAAUGUCAUGUGAGCUAAAACCAACACCGGUAUUCAGCCAGGAUGUGGAUAGUACUACGUUGGAAUUUGGUGCUGAGACAAGCUGUUGUGUGGGAAAUCUCUAAUAUUAACCAACCAUGAAGGCAUUUACAUGGAUCUCUUAUUUUUACAACUAAAAAACCAGGUUUGGGAACAUUAUCAGGCCUUGAUAUGUGGUGGAAAAUGAACAACUUCAACAGUAUAGGUAUAUUAACAUUUCAAUAACAUGGUUUACAGUUCAGUCAGAACCUCUCUGGUUUAUAAUUCAGAAAUCCAGGCAAACUGCUGAGCCCAGUGUGUAUUCCCAGUGUACACUGAGCCCAGUGUAUACUUUGGUAUUCCUUGUUUUUGGUUAAGUCUCGAAUUUUAUUGAUGUUUUCAGAUUUAAAAUGCUGGUGGCAAAAAUAUCAUCUUGCUCACGUAUAGUUUAAGAUGUUCUCACGAUGCACAAAAUUAUUAAAAUUAUUUUAUUAUUAGUAUUAAAUUAUUUAGGUUUGCUUUAAAAAAAAAAAAAAAAAAAAGUGCCAGCAAAACUAGUAGUGCCAGGUUUGUUUACGCUUCAGGUUUAAUUGCUUUUUUUAUUUCAAUGAAUGUCUGCAAAGAUCAGUAAUUCGGCAAAGAAAAGGAGAUAAAUUUGAACAUCCAGUCAAUGGAAUAAAACAAACAAAACAAAUAUCAAUAUUACCCGUGAUGUACAGAAAAGUGGAAUGUAAUUUAUCACAGUAUUAAUGUCAGUGUUGCCCACAUCCAAACGGAACUAAUCAAGUUAUUUUCUUUCAACUCAAAUCAGUUUUGCCAAAGCAAAUACACUAAUACUGACACAGGCAAAUGCUGUUUCACUCAGUAUACCUAUUUCAUAUGUUUACUGUAAAUUCCCCCCCCCCCCCCUUUCCCUUUGCACCACACAUUAUGCCACACUGGUAUUUUAGUGCACUAGGAAGGUGUGUUAUGGUGUUAUGUUUCCUUUAAGGUUUAGUAUUCUCUGUAUUUUCAUAUCAUAUUCAGAUUUUAUUGAAGGUGCACAAGAUGUACAUGAGUUCAAUUAGACAUGUGCCAAGUAAGGGAUAAAACACUUGGGGGUAUGAUGUAAAAUAAUGCCUAUAACAGCAUGUUCCCAGUUAACACUUUUUUUUAUUUAUUUUUUUAUAAAUACUACAGCAAUUUGCCAACUGUUUUUCUUAAUUAGUAAACACAUUGUAAUUUUAGUUCUAGUUAAAUUUAAUGUUGUGGAACGUCCACAAAAAAGUUAGUUCCUGUUCUCACCUACGUUAUAGUAACUGUUACUGUCGGUGAUACUGGAGGCUUCUUUCGCUUUUUUUUUUUUUUUUUUUUUUUUUUUUUUUUUUUUUUUUUUUUUUGCUGUGGUUUCUUUUUUCAGUCUCUCCUUUCUUUUCUGUUCCUGUCUUUCUUUCUUUUAUUAAAAAUCCUUCUCUUGUACCUUUUUUUUUUUUUUUUUUUUUUUUUUUUUUUUUUUUUUUUUUUAAAAAUCAGUUUAUUAUUAGUCUCGGAUUGUGUGGAGUGUCUGUUAUAAACCAGUUGGAACUACAGCUAGAGCUGCUGUUACAUAAAAUUAAUCAACACCUUCUGACCAAUCAGAUUUGAGAAUUCAAGAGUGCAAUUUUACAGUGAUAAUCAUUAAUUUUAUCAGCCCCUAUGCUAUCAAGAUAAAGGCCUGAGUAAGUGAUGGCAUUGAUGUUGGUUUCGGUCUUGCCCAGAAACAAUGGAACACGGGUAUUGACGAUAUUUUAAGGUAUCCAUGAAAAGUGUGUUGAAUUAUCGGAACAUGCCUACUUUCAAUUUCUGUCUCAUCCAGUAUGAAUGAAUGGAUGGUCUUGUCUUUUUUUUUUUUUUUUAAUUUUUUUUUUUUAUUGGAAGUUUGCUAAAUCAAUAAUGGCUACAGCAGUCACGAAGGCAUGGGACAGCACACGGACGUGCUCUAACACUGGGCACGAGGUCACAUCUGAAAGUGCUGGUAUUUGCUGUAGUAAUGACAUGAUGGUAGACUUUGUGUCUCUGUUUGAACUGCAGAAAUCCUGUUGUCCUCUUGACAUCUGCUGUCAUCCCUUCUGCCUUGCUAUCUACAGCAUGUACAACUUUAAUGCCAACAGGAAGUGACACGGUGAAAUGGACGGUACAAUCAGUGAGCUGAAUGGAGCAGGCCAGUUGGACCUCCUGUAUUGGAAGAGGAAGUUCAUAAAGCAUUUGCUUAUGUUGACUGUGAAGGAUAAAUAAAAUCAUGUUUUGCACUAUAGCAUGUGGACUUGGUUUUUGUAAUGUGUAUUGAUUGGAUUUUUACAACAGUAUAGGUUUUUAAUACUACUUUGGGUUUUUUUUGGUGGUUUUUUUUUUUUCUUCUUGCUUUUGGUUCCCCCCAAGUAUUUUCUGUUUUUCUUGUCUUUCCCUUCAGUUUCCACUUCCAUUCCCUUCAUUCCUUCUGUUGCCAGUUCCAUUCCCUUUUCCUCCCUUCAUCCCCUUUUUCUUUCCGAUUCUCUCCUUCUCCCCAUCAUUAUUACAGCCACUGGUGAAAUUUGUGUUUUUAUGAAUGCUUGAAACCACUUUAGCCAUUCUGCAACACUUUCAUGCACAUCCAUCUGUAUUCUAGCUCAGAAUAGUGUGUGCGGCAUCGUGACCACCAGAGGGCGCUGUUGCACUGCUGCACCACAAACAAACUGAUUCUUGUUUUCCUGCCAGAAGGUGAAGUAAACGCCACCUACCAGAGCACAAAUGAUGUCAGAUUCGCUACAGAGUUUAAACGUGUCGUUUUCUGUUUAGAUCUGUUAAUGGCGCGGUUUAUUUAAACAGUGCAACAGGAAAACUCAGAUACUGCUUUUUGGCCACUGGGUUGCUACAUGGAUCCAUUUAAAGUUAUUGAAAGUGAAGACUUAAAAUUCUUCAAGUCUAAUACAAUAUAUGAGGUGAUUAUGUAUGUUUUCUAAAAGAGAAGCUGAACGAAUUCGCUAUGUUUUCUCAAAGAGGAAGAAGCUGAGGUGAUUAGCUGUGUAAUCUUAAAAAAAAAAAAUGGAGCUGAGAUGAUUAGCCAUGUUUUCUUUCAAAAUAAGAGAGUAUUAGCUAGGGUUCCGUUUAAAAAAAAAAAGUGUUUAGCUGAUUUCUUAAAGAAAAAAGUAAGGAAGAAGCUGAGGCGAUUAGCUGUUUUCUAAACAAAAAGAAACAAUGGAGCUGAUUAGCUACGUUUUCUUAAAAAAAAGGUGAGCUAAAAAAAAUAGAAAAAGAAGCAGAGGUGAUUGUUUUCUGAAAAGAAGCUCUGGUGAUUAGCUGUUUGCUGGGAAAAAUAGCUAAGGUGAUUAGCUAUGCUUUCUAGAAAAGAUACUGAGGUGAUUAUGCUUUUUUUUAAAAAAGAUAGAUACUGAGGUGAUUAGCUAUGCUUUCUAGAAAAACACUGAGGUGAUUAGCUAUGCUUUCUAGAAAAACAUACUGAGGUGAUUAGCUAUGCUUUCUAGAAAAGAUACUGAGGUGAUUAGCUAUGCUUUCUAGAAAAACAUACUGAGGUGAUUAGCUAUGCUUUCUAGAAAAACAUACUGAGGUGAUUAGCUAUGCUUUCUAGAAAAACAUACUGAGGUGAUUAGCUAUGCUUUCUAGAAAAACAUACUGAGGUGAUUAGCUAUGCUUUCUUUAAAAAAGAUACUGAGGUGAUUAGCUAUACUUUCUUUAAAAAAGAUACUGAGGUGAUUAGCUAUACUUUCUUAAAAAAAGAUACUGAGGUGAUUAGCUAUGCUUAAAAUUUUUUUUAAAGAAAGUUGUGGUUAUUAGGAUGCUAUUUAAAAAACAUGCUCAGAAUUUCUACAUUUUUGAUUCGUCUGUUUUUGGGCUUGAACCUCUCAACCCCUUGAGAUAAUGUGAUAUUUAAGUGCCUACAUUUUUUUUUUUUUUUUUUUUACUUCAGUAGUGCAAUUUCUCCCUACAAUCUCUACAACUGAUUUUUUAUUUACUUGAUAAAAUUUAUUUUUUAUUUGUAUAAAAUCCACAUCUGCAGGUUUCUUUUGUGUUUCAUUUUGGGAGCUUUUGUUAUUUUCACAUUCUGAGCAGCUCUGUUAGAUUGUCUAUAAGGCGAUCUAUAUCUCAGAAAGGAAACCUCAUCUGUGUAUAAUCGAGCGAGUGUGAUUGCUUUUUCAAACAUGAGCGUAUGUAUCUCCUGACUGAGUCAAAAACUCUCAUGAUUAAUUGACCGCUGCCCAGAGGGUCAGGGAGCCUGAUGUGCGAUAAUUGGACGCACAGGGAAUCCGCAGCAAUUUGUGUUUUUCUGAGUCUACUUGAGAAAUUAGAUGUCGGUGCAAAUCUGAAAUUGCUCCUCGAUGUUCUCAAAGAGUGCAUGAAAUUUUAAACAUAAAUCUUAAGUAUUCAGUGCAAAGGGAUUUCUUUCCUUUCUUGCUGCACUCUUUACCAAACUUGAGAUGGAGCCCUGUGAAAUUGUCAGGACAAACAGAGCCCUGUGCGAAGUUAGAACAUAGCUCCCAAAGAGGGUUUGAGGCUUUUAAAAAAAAAAAUCUCUCUUGAAAUAGGAAUAGUCAGUAGAGUUGGCUAUAUCAAACACUUUUAAUUCAAUAAAAAAUUUUUUUAAAUUAAAGGCAUAUAUAACGGAUAAUCAAAGAAGAUGAAGAACGGCAGCAGCACAGAAUUCUUGAUUUUUUUAUUUGUAUUUUUUCUAUUGUUUUAUGUUUUUUGUCUAAUUAAUUAAUUCCUGCUUUGCUGUCAGAUUGUGCCCCCUUAAAAUUUUGUUUUUCUCUUUUUUUUUUUUUUCUUUUUUUCUCUCCCUCUCUGGCUUUAAUAUUCCACAGAAACUGUACUGUAUGCAUAUUGCAUAAAAACACAGUUAAGAGCUAGAUCAUUGUUUUUCCAUUAAAAAAAAGGAAAGUGCAAAAGUUUGCAACCCUUAGAACAAAAUUAGGACAAAUUUUAUUUAGCACCGAGAAAUUCAUUCUUCAUCGUCCUCCUCAAGUAGCUAAAUGGUAAAAUGUUGUAUGUUAAUAUAUUAAUAGUCGAUUAAAAAAGUUAUCAGUGUAAAAGUUUACACCCCCACUUUCUGAAUUUGUGAGAAAUAUCAUUCAUAAUUAUUCUAAUUACAUGUAUGUUCACCUUCAACCGUUAUAUCAACCCCCAUCUGCUUUUGUAGCCUCAGAACAGCUUUCAGGUCCCUUCAAAUAUAAUAUUCAACCUCCUUAACAACACCACACAAAUAUUCUUCUUGAAAUCUUUGUUCUAACUCUGGCUGACCUUUAAAGCAAGUCUGGAGACUGAGAGGAUCAUGGGAACACUUGUAAAGUUUCCGUCAUGGAUUUCUAAUUAUAGUUGUAGAUAAAUUGUAAAAUAGAGAUAACAUUUAACUUUUUCUAUUCAAAAAAACUAUGGGAGAUGCAAACUUUUGCACUCAGCUGUUUGUGGGAGAAAAUGUAUAAUGCUGAUAUAUUAAUGCAUGUCAAUAAUCAGAUAUAUUUCAACAGUUUUAUAUUUCCGAAAGCAUAAAUUGUAAUUUGCAUGCUGAAUCGGUGGCCUAAUCAGAUCAUCUUUUGACUAAAUGAGGCUGAUUAGUCAGAAUAUAAAACUUUCUUGUAAAAAAUAAUAUCGUAGUGAUGAUAGAUCUCCGACUGGUUGAAAAUGUCUUGAAAUGUAUAUAAAUAUAAUUUUAAUAGCAUUCAAUGGUGUCUGUCGGUAGGCUUUAGGUCCAAGAAAGCUUUAUAAAUGCUCGUAUUUAUUCCACAUAGAGGGAAGAUGCGUAGCAAAAAUCUGUUUUGGUGAGCAUACUUCAUGCUGACACUCUGAAAAACGACUUCAUUUGUUCUCAUUAAAAGCUUAAGAGUCCAUGAAUAAAUAAUAAUAAAAAAAAGUGGAUACUUUCCCCCCAUUUUGU